Molecule: messenger RNA, 1104 nt
Organism: Candidozyma haemuli
Lineage: Eukaryota; Fungi; Ascomycota; Pichiomycetes; Serinales; Metschnikowiaceae
Gene: PTH1
Product: putative phosphatidate cytidylyltransferase
Exons: 1
Coding region: 1-1104 (367 amino acids)
Biological process (GO): cardiolipin biosynthetic process; CDP-diacylglycerol biosynthetic process
Cellular component (GO): mitochondrion
Molecular function (GO): phosphatidate cytidylyltransferase activity
Source: RefSeq, a predicted model, not a curated record
AUGAGUGCCAGAUGUAUGGACACUCCUUUUGCAACCUACCGAGAGAUGGAUUUUUCUAACCAGGUGCAAAAGGGCCCCCGAAAUGCAUGUGUGGAUACGUUAAUUGAAAAAAUUGGCCUUGACAAUUUGAGCCAUGUCUUUGGGUACGGGUCUGGCGUACUCCCGCAACAAGGUUAUGAUAACGUUGAUCCGCAAGUCGAUGUCAUCAUUAUUGCCAACAAUACAAAAGAAUUUCAUGAAAAAAAUUUGAAGAUGUUCCCAGGACACUACUCUUCUCUCAAGUUUCUAGGGAUUGACUUAGUUGAAAGGAUACAGCAAUAUGGGGCAGGGGUUUAUUUCAACCCGUAUGUUCCAAUUUGCGACUCUGGUGGGCAAAGACAAAUGAUCAAGUAUGGAGUGCUCUCAGCGAAGCAUGCAAUGGAAGAUGUCUGUGAGUGGUCUUCCAUGUACGUUGCUGGAAGACUUCAGAAACCUGUUAGGCACUACAAGGAGGAUGGGCUUUUGUUAGCUGCAAAUCAGUUCAACUUAAGUAGCGCUUUGAAUGUUACGCUCCUAAUGCUCCUGGCCGCAAAGCAUGGAAAUACAAUCUCUUUCAAUCAACUUUACCGUACCAUAACGCUGCUUUCAUAUAUGGGGGAUCCUCGCAUGCUACUUGGAGGAGAGAAUCCUAACAAGGUCAAGAACAUUGUAGCAAGGCAGGAAUCGGAGUUUGCCACACUAUAUGGUCCGUUCAUUGAAGAAGCCAUUGAGAAAAAAUAUAUUGAGCAGUUGGACGAGGAUAGUUUUCGAAUACAAAUUGGCUUUCACGAGAAGGCAGAGAUGAUUAAUAGACUACCUCUUCAAUUUAAGCGUCGUCUUUUAUUGAAGCAUGCAUCAAGAGACGGUGCAAUACUUUCAGAGGAGGAAAUGCCUUCUGGAUUGUCAAGUGAUCAUCUAGUAUCACAGCUUGCUGAGAACGAUGGGCUUCAUCAGAGUUUAGGCAGCGCCAUUCAGACUACAAUUCGUGGACCCGCUCUUGGCCAGACCAUCAAAGGGGUUUUUACUGCUGGUUUAGUCAAGUCAGGUAUGUACGCAUGGGAGAAAAAACUUAAAAGUUGGAGAUAG